UGAAAAUUUCACAUAUACUCGGGCUUUUUCUACUGAUGUCCAAUACACAAUACAUACUCUAAACAGUAUUCAGCAGAUCCCUCUGCAACAUAACGGCAGUCCUUCUUUAAUACAAACAAGAUGGAGGAAACAUACAAAGAUAGGACUUCAUUAGUGAAAGGGGCAAAAGAUAUUGCCAAAGAGGUGAAGAGACAAGCAGUGAAAAAAGUGAAUAAAGCUGUUGACAAAGCUCAGGAUGGCUACACACAGAGGUCCUAUAACCGAUUCCAGGAUGAGGAAGAUGAUGAUGAUGAUUACUAUGUCCAAGGAGGAAAUUAUGGUGUAGAAGUUAAUGAUGAUGAAGGAUCAAGUGAAGCAACUGAAGGGCAUGAUGAAGAUGAUGAAAUUUAUGAAGGGGAGUAUCAGGGAAUCCCCAACAUGGGGCAGGGCAAGGAUGGUAUGUCGGCCUUAGGUCAGCCUAUGCAUGAUGAAUAUAAGGAUCGUCAUGAACUGGAAACAGAGAGGAAAGCUGAUGAAGAAGAGCUAGCACAGCAGUAUGAACUGAUAAUACAAGAAUGUGGACAUGGUCGUUUCCAGUGGGCCCUCUUCUUUGUGUUGGGAAUGGCGCUAAUGGCUGAUGGGGUUGAAGUUUUUGUAGUUGGAUUUGUGUUACCCAGUGCUGAAACAGAUAUGUGUAUACCGAAUUCUGGAUCAGGAUGGCUUGGUAGCAUAGUGUACCUUGGGAUGAUGGUGGGGGCAUUCUUCUGGGGAGGCUUGGCAGACAAAGUGGGAAGGAGACAGUCACUCCUGAUAUGCAUGUCUGUCAAUGGAUUCUUUGCCUUCCUUUCAUCAUUUGUCCAGGGCUAUGGCUUCUUCCUCUUCUGUCGCUUGUUUUCUGGAUUUGGGAUUGGUGGAGCUGUGCCAACAGUUUUCUCCUAUUUUUCGGAAGUACUUGCUAGGGAGAAACGAGGUGAACACCUGAGUUGGCUCUGUAUGUUUUGGAUGAUUGGUGGCAUCUAUGCUUCUGCAAUGGCUUGGGCAAUAAUUCCUCAUUAUGGAUGGAGUUUCAGCAUGGGCUCUGCCUACCAGUUCCACAGCUGGCGAGUGUUUGUGAUCGUCUGCGCACUGCCCUGUGUCUCUUCUGUGGUAGCCCUCACCUUCAUGCCAGAAAGCCCACGGUUCUUGCUGGAGGUUGGGAAGCAUGAUGAAGCUUGGAUGAUACUCAAGCAAAUUCAUGACACAAACAUGCGAGCUCGUGGUCAGCCUGAGAAAGUCUUCACAGUUAACAGAAUCAAAACUCCAAAGCAGAUAGAUGAACUCAUAGAAAUAGAGAGCGAUACAGGAACUUGGUACAGGAGGUGUUUUGUUAGAAUUCGCACGGAGCUAUAUGGUAUUUGGUUGACGUUUAUGAGAUGCUUUAACUACCCGGUGAAGGAUAAUACAAUCAAACUUACAGCUGUAUGGUUCACUCUGUCUUUUGGCUACUACGGCUUAUCUGUCUGGUUUCCUGAUGUCAUUAAACAUCUGCAGUCAGACGAGUAUGCGUCCCGAGUGAAACAUUUCCACAAUGAAGAGGUUUCACAUUUUGUCUUCAACUUCACACUGGAAAAUCAGAUUCACAGCAAUGGAGAAUACAUCAAUGACAGGUUUAUUAUGAUGAAGUUUAAAUCAGUAAUCUUUGAAGAUUCACUUUUUAAGAACUGUGUGUUUGAAGACAUUACUUCACUGAACACAUACUUCAGGAACUGUACUUUCAUUAAUACCACCUUCUACAACACAGAUCUUGAGCAAUAUAAAUUUGUUGACAGCGAAUUGAUAAAUUGCACAUUUUUCCACAUCAGGACAGGAUGCCAGAUUUCUUUUGAUGAUGACUACAGUGCCUACUGGAUUUACUUUGUUAAUUUCCUGGGAACUUUGGCAGUGUUACCAGGGAAUAUUGUGUCCGCUCUCCUGAUGGAUAGAAUUGGACGAUUAACAAUGCUAGGUGGUUCCAUGGUUCUCUCUGGCAUCAGCUGUUUUUUCCUGUGGUUUGGGACCAGUGAAUCCAUGAUGAUAGGUAUGCUGUGCCUCUACAAUGGCCUCACCAUCUCGGCAUGGAAUUCUCUAGAUGUCAUUACUGUGGAGCUGUAUCCUACAGACAGAAGGGCAACAGGCUUUGGCUUUUUGAAUGCACUAUGCAAAGCAGCAGCUGUACUUGGAAACUUAAUAUUUGGUUCCCUUGUUGGUAUUACCAAGUCAAUCCCUAUUCUUCUUGCUUCUACUGUUCUAGUAUGUGGAGGUCUGGUAGGACUUCGGCUUCCUGAUACAAGAACACAGGUGUUGAUGUAACUGGAAAAAGCCAUUUACUAUUUAUUUAUUUCUUCGUACAAAUGUCAAUUCUCCUGAUCGAUGGUGCAAAGGCUUCAGAUUCUCAACUCUUAGUAGAGUGCUCAGAUGUCAGAAAUCAAACUCAAAAGAUACUUUGGAGUGGCAGAGAUUUAGAAAUCUCUGUAUGAAAGUUUUAAAUUUCACUUUUGUUUGCAUACAUUGCUAUUCAAAACCACCUAACUUCAAACGGCAAAGCUACCUCUUAAAACACUUUCAGUGACAUGUCCAGGAAGGUAAAACCUUACUGAUAAUUAGGUUUAAAAUGCAAGCAGCCAUAUUAUAUAAAAAUAUGUGAUAAAUUUGGCCAUGACAUUGUGAGCUUUUGUAACAAUACAGACAGGCAAGUCAAUCAGUAUUGGUACAGAGAAUGUUAACCUUAUCAGUGCAUGUAGCAUAAAUCAAGAAACACUACAGAAUGCAUCAGGAUGGAGAAUGCUGACCUUCUGCAGCUGUGUUUAGAUGGUAAAAACUUGUAGCAAUGUCUCUUUCUUGGGAAACCCUUUUAGGCAGAUUCAGCCUAAAGUACAUCUCGUAUUUGCUGAGGAGAAGGCAACAGCUACUGCACGGGAAAUGAAACACCCAUAUGGGUAAGCAGCAAAGAGAAUAACACAAUAAACCCUUUCACUCUUUAGUGCUGAUUCUCCAGAAAAAAAUUUGUUUUCUUUCCACUUGUGGCAUUUGGAAUAUUUUUGCCAUUUUUAGAAAUUAAUUUAUCUUAAUCCAGGAGUGAUUCAAUGCAAAUAUGUACGUUGUUGUAAGUAUGAAAGAAAAAUCAGAACAGUGAACUGUAUGAAAAGUAAGAUGCUUUCAGAAGUUUGUUUAGUAUUUAUGCUUCUAAUACAUUUUUAUUUGUCACAGAAUGGUUAUAAAAAUAUCUGUUCAUAGAAUGCCACCUAGUAAAUUUAGUCAGCUCAUAAAUUCAAUACAGAGUAUUAUGUAAUUAAAACAUCUCAAAAGUUGGUGUUUUUUUAAAUAUAUGUAAAAAAAGAGAAGAAAUCAUUAAAAAUGUCUUAAUUAUUUUCACAGUUUAUACACUUCUUUAUAUAACCAUUUUCUCAGCUGACUUUUAAUAGUUCUAGAGAUAUCUCACCGUUUAACACUUUUCAAUGUCUCUCUGAAAGGCCAUUAAGAAAGAAGCUAUGACAAAGCGGCAGGGAGUUGUAAUAUUUUCAUUAGACUAAGUGCAAGGAUGGAGAAUAACUGGUAGUAAAUAUAUUCCUUCUAAGCGAUAUGCUAUGGACUGUUCUGGAUUACAGUAAAGCAUUCCCCACCAGUCCUACUGCUCUGUAAAAGUCUGUGGAGUCUCUUUAAAAUGUUAGCAUUAAAUAUAUAAUACAAAGACAUUUAUAAAAUUAGCAGAUCCUUUGAUGACAGAAACUGACAUUGCUUUCAGUGGAGCUAAGACAACCUGUAUCAGCUGAUGAAUUAUCUGCAGUUUCAAGUCUCAAAGAACAAAUCUGCUAUAAAAUAUAAGGAAAAAAUUAUCAGUAUUUUUUUAAUUAUAUCUGACAACACUUAUUAAGUGGUUGAAUCAUUGCCAAAGAAAUUAGGCUGUCAGAUAAGGUCAUUGUGUAGUAAAAUAGACUUUUUUCAUUAAUUUUUCUUCUGCUCCUAUAUGUGAACUUAGCUUUGCAUAGUAAUAUCUAUCACUGCGUUCUGUGUCAGUCAUGGUCUUAGUCAUAAUGAAAGAGUCAAUAGAAGUCCACAUAAGAUGAUUAAUCAUUCAUUACAUUAAAGUUCACUGUUUAAUUUACUGAUUCCAGAGUUAUAUUUUUCAGUUACUAACAAAUGCCUGUGCUACACAUUGUAGCACUAAAAUGUUAGCCCAAGAUGUGGUUUUCUGCUAUUAACAAAUGGGAAAAGUAGCUGAAUUUAAAAAGCUUGAGUGUGGAAAACUAGUGGGCAUUUUCUUGAUGUUGAUAAUUUAAAUAUGAUAUAGUAAGAAAUAAAGUUUAAGAAAUGUGUUUAUUUUGCAGUAUAAUCAGUCAAGAUAUUUGAGAUGAAAUAUUUUAAAUUUAAAUCUGAUUUAAACAUGUCUUUUAGAUUUCUAACUUGUGUUAAAAAAAACAGGAGGAAGAAUUAUUUUUUUGUCAAGUUCCAGGUUAAGAACACAAUGCUGGCCUUAGUUUUGCAUCUGUGGCUUUUGUCCACUAACCAUAGCUUUAAUUAAUUCAAGGCUGUUUUCUCCAGUGAGAAUUAUAUUUGAGCCCUGUUUCUCUGUGCCAUUCAUUAGUAGCAUGUGUCCACCUCCUUGUACCUACUGCACAACUUAUUUUGAAAUCUGAAGCCUCUGUACAUGUUUGGAGUGAAUAUCAACAGCAAUGGUAAAAUAUUACAUUGUCUUGCUAUGCACUGUCUGCUUGAAGUAGUAUAUUCUAUCCAUCUCUGUAUGUAAUUCUGAAAAACAUUCAGAUCCACCAAUUCAUGCCACCUGAUCAGUGUGGAGAAAAUGGGCCACAGAAAAAUAAGGUCCAACUUUUGAGGGCUACAAUUCAAGGUUAACACACUAAAAUCUCAUUACAUGUAAAACUAUGAUGAUUUCAGUGCUGGUUCUUAUCAUAAAUUCUGGCUAUGUCAUAAAAUGCAAUUAAAUCUGGAUGGAGUGGAAUACAGCAACAACAGGAAUUAGUAAAGAUGAACAAAAUUCCCAACUAUAUGGACCUUACCAAGUCCAGAAUUAGAGUGAAUGUUCCAAGAUAGGAAAAGGAAAAAAAGAAUAGUGGAUAGGAAAUGGAAGAAAACAUAAAUGGAAGAGAUGUACAAAGAAAAAAAAUCCACUAACUUUUCCAACAUAUUAAAACUUAAAGCUAGAAUUUCCCUAGCCGCUGAGACGGUUGGCUCAACAAAUUUGGCAGAACUAGAGUGCAAGCCAGCAUCAAAGCUGUUUGAAAAAUCAAUUGUUUGGGCAUGACUGCAGUAAAGAUUUAUCUCAUUAAAACAAUAAAAGUUAAUGCAAUUUCAAGCUAUAAAUACUUGAUUAGAUAGGUACAAUCCAUAGGUUGGAACAGAAAUACUUAAUCUAUGGAGAUCUGGACACAAAUGUUAUUUAUGUUAUAAACUAAAGUGAUCUGGAUGGUAUUUAGCAAAUCUGUCUUUUUUUUGUAUCUUCCAAAGCUAUAUCAGGUAAUAAAUAUUGGACAGUAGGAAUUGCACUUCCUUCCUAUGUCUAUUCACUUUUAUUUUACACAAAGAAUCACUUAGUGGCCUGGUUAGAUUGCUGAUACACACAGAGAGAACCAAAUUUGAUAGCAUUUGUGUAUCAGAGCUAUCAAACAUAUAUAAUCAGAACUGCCUAUCUGUCUGUCUUGGUCACUGAACUGACUGACCACUAAUUGGAACCUCCUUUAAGUCUAAAUUGAAGAAGGAUAUUAGGUCUAGUGCUCCUUUCCUGUAAAGCUGAAAGACUCAUCCCAACGACAGCAAUGACAAAAAAUACAAUGGCCCCUGAAGACAGAGGAAGACUGACAGCAUUUAGAAUCAUAGUCACUGUGACAGUCAACGACUUGAAAAUUUGAAAACUGUCCACAAGAGAGACCACAUGUUUUCACUUUUGGCAAAGAAAUUUUCUUUUAAUUAGUUUUACUCCUUACAGGGUCUUUGAUAGUAGAGAUUGAAUUAGCAGACUCAUAUUUCUUGAAAGCAUCUUAUUCAUUUGUACAUUUUAACCAGAUUGGUGAUAUUCAUGUUAGCACCUUGGUUGGAAGCAUGUACUACAACAAUUGGUAUGCAUUGCAUUGAUUGCUGAGCACGGAUUCCUAGCAAGGGAACCAGGAUUAGGUGCUCAUGGUUUCUGGAGUGCUGAAGGGAAUUUCUAAUUAAUUAUAUGAGAGGAAGCAUUCCUCCUCUGUGCUUGAUUUUAGCCAGUGUCCUUCCAGAGGUGUACACUACAAAAUUUUGACACAGGUGAAAAGGUGUUAGCUCUCCUUCCUGAUGGCUCCAAUAUUCUACUCUUUGUUCAUCAUCUUAGAAAAGUGGGCCAAAGUAAGACUGAUAACUCAAGCUCUACUCUUUUUCUCUUCAUGUCAUUCCAUUCAUUCCAUCUCAAAUUGCUUUUCUUACCAAAAGUCCAAUCUUAAAGAAAGCCAAAAUUCAUUGCUCAUACUCUCACUUGCUUCAUAGUAACAUUCCAUAAGAAGGUUUGCCACAUAUCUUUUACAGUUUGGCCAUCCUUUUUUAAACCAAGAUGGAAAGUGAGCUCAGAAGUCCUUCAGACAAUCUUACCCUUGUGAGGCAGGGAGACUCCACAUUCCCUAUAUAUCCAGAAGGCUGAAGGAGGGGCAUCCUUUCAGAAUGGCCCUUGUUGGUCUCCUUCUGUUGUGGGUACAGAUACGGUUGAAUCUUCUUUUCUGUGCUCAGCUCCAUUUGUAGGAAAUAUUAUUCUCUGUUCUUGUUUUCUUUUUCUACCACUAUGGAGAUUUAUCUUCAUGAAACUGCUCUUGAGGCACAAUUGCUGAUUCCAGUUCUUAGCAAUAUGAUAUACUCCUCAGUCCCUCAUAUGGACAGCCACAGCGUGCUGGGCUUUAACUCUCUUCUCUGUUGUGAGUUUUAAAACAAUCUUCAUUAGUCAGAGAAAGAUGUUUACAUCCAUUCACACCUCUUUACCUAAACAAAAUUUUAUCAUGCUAAUACAACCUACAAGACACGUUUCCUGUUUAAUAACCUGGAAAUGCAAUUGAAAUUUCAAUCACAAUGUUAAAAAUUGAAACCUUUCAGUCAGGGGGUCAAAGACACAAGAAAUGGAAACAGAAAUGCUUCACUUCCUCUAGAGUCUUGAAAGAAAACACAUGUUCAGUAAUCAUAUUCCAGAAGAAAACAUGUGGGAAAGACUGAUUUUCCUCUGCUUUUCCUGCCUUCUUGUUCAUUAAACUUACUGUUAAAUGUUAGGUAUUUGCCUGAAUUAGUACUUUCCAAUGCUACUAGUUCAGGAAACACAGCAUGAAAAGACAGGCUUUUGCGUGCAGUUUGGAGGCAAGACAGGGACCAGGCAGUGAUGUGAAAUUAGCAGAGACAUGUUAGGCAGGAAAUCUGGUACUCAGUUCAGAACCUGAAUUAAAUAGAAGGCACCAAUAUAUAAUGCUACUUGCAGAUCUCACUCACCUUCACUUACCCUUAUCCAGUCUACAACCACUCCAUGUGCUGAAAUCAACCUCAUUUCCUUUCUUCUAACAUUGAUAUUUUCAACCAAGUGAUGCAAAAUAUCAUUGGAUCCGUUAUUGAUAUCUAUCCAUAUUCUUUUUUUUUUUCCAAUGCAGUGGCAAUUACCCUACUUCUUCCUGCAGAGGAAGAAGGAUCCUUCAAUAUUUCCUUCAAUAGUGCUACAUAGAUGCGUAAAAGUAUUAUAUAGAACUUCAUCCACAUUUAGCACCUUUCUUUGAUGCAGUGACUUAAUAUGUCAGAAGCAAGAAAAAGACAAAAUGGGCCUGAUUUUUUACGUUUUUUGUUUGAAUUAUCUUCAAAGAUAGUGGCCUGUAAUAUGUAGCUAUGUAUACUAGCCCUUGGAGUACAUUCUGUCCAGUUAAAAGUGUAUAAAUCGGUAAGUUUUGGCAGUCUCUUCCCACAACAUACACACAAGCUACAUUUACUAGGACCAAAAUACUAGGAAAAAAAAAAAGGGGAAAAAUACAGGUGUGAUUGGUUUCUGGGGUAAACAAACCUCCCUGCCUGACAAAUGUCUGAAACAUAUUGCUUGCUUCUUACCAGUACACAGUCCAAUAAAUAUUGGAGAUUACUUAACAACAAAGGUAUUUGUAUGAUGACCUGACACAAAAAGUAUUGUCCUUAUACACAGGGUAUGCAUGAAUAUGCAUUUUUAUGUCACAUUACUGAGAAGAUUUGUAGAAAUCUUGCCCCUACUCUGGCCAUCCACAUUUCUGAGCCGUAGCCAGACACAUCAGUCUGAAAGUGAGAGAGAGAAAUUGCUGGCAGGCUGACUUUCAUCACUCUCUCCACAGCUAACCACCUAAGUUCAUUUUGCCUAGAUCCUCAGGAUCUGCUUUUUUGCUCAGUCUCCUGCUUUCUAAUUUUGGACAUCUACCACCUGACACUCAGUUUUCACCAGUAGUCCUGACCAAGUAAGUUGGAUCUACUUGCUGCUAAUGGACAGCACUCCUAACUCAUCGCAAGCACACUACUCAGCAAGAGUCCAAUGUCUUAUGAGCUCCAGUUUCAUCUGUUGUCUAGAGCUUGAGUUUUCACCUAUUUCUCUCUGAUAAUGCUGCAUGUUUUCUAAGCUAUAAAACAUGUAUUCUAUCCUCUUAAUGACUGCCUUGUAAAUAUAUGCUUAACCCGCACUGGCUAUGUGGUAAAAGUAAUUUGUGAAUCUCAUGUAAAACUGUCUUACCCAGUGAAAAGAUGAUCCUUCAAAAGAAGGGGUUCAGGAAAAAAUAAUGAAAUGGAAUCAAAUGAAAUGCAAACUAUGAAGAGUAAUAUUUCAAGGCAUAGGGUUCAAUCACUUUUCUUUUUGUCAGCUGUUUUCCUUAAAUCCUAGCCUGCAGUUAUAUAAUACUGUAUAUUGGAAAGAAAUAUCUGCAGCUAGUGGUGAAUACACAUAGAAAACCACUUGUGGGUGAGUAUACACACAUAUAUACACAUAGCCCUCCCUAUAACAUAGAUAGAUGUAAGCCUUACAAACCAGAUUCUCAUACCAUUCUCAGUGACAGUUACUUUCUGCAUUUUGCUUUAUGCUUUGAACACAGAUAACAACCUGCUCUGCUUCUUAUGCAGAACCCUUUACUUGUUCUUGUGCAAAAUUGUUAGGAUGCCAAAUUUCAUCUCAGCUGGCCAUUAGGUUUUGAUCAUUGAAAGGGAACUCCGGAAAGGGUCUGAAAAAUGAGCUCUGAAUUCACUGUAGCCUUCCCCAAUACCACCACACUGUGCAAAGCAGCAAACCAGCACAUGAUGCAAAGGCACUGGUCAUGUUCCAGUGACUAGGAGACACAGCACUCUCAGAUACAUAAAAUACCAAAAGAGAUGGAUUUUGUCUUAUUCAACUAAAAGUCCUUCAACAUGUUCCAUGGGGAUCUCAACAUGUUAACUUCUAUGUAACAUAUGAGAAAAUGUCUGUGUCUUUCUGUAUUGUAUGUUUAUCAUUGUUUCUGCGUACAUAGCUGCUGUCACUCUAGUAAUGUGGCUAAACAAUUGUUUGCUGCUGUUCUUAUCAGCAAUCUUUGACCAACCUGAAACAGAGCCAUUGCCAGGGUGUCUUUCAAUUAAUGAUUAACUCUCACAAAGAUCUUCUACAGUAAUUCGUGUUGUAUAAAGUAAUUGCCAUUAUAAUUCAAGCAAAUACAGUGUGAAAAUAGCAGCACAUGCACACAGAGCAGUGAGGGUGGAGACAGCAAUUUCAAAAGCUCUGGCAGCUGCUACAUUUCUCCUUUCCUCUUCACAGCAUGUUCACCCUUUGCAGUGUGCUUUCUCUGGUGGGGGACAUGCAUGCGUUCUGCAAAACCAAGAAAGCAGCAGAAGGAGGAGCAUAUUCCUUCCACAAGACUUAACCUUGUAUAUUUGUUAUAGCAAAGCCAACUCUAUACUAAGAUCAAAACAAAGAAACAAACCCAAGCAGCUUACAUUUUUUUUCCCCCCCCGUAUGUUCUGUGUCUUCACAGACUGAAUACCAGUCUAUGCCAAACCUGUGGGAGGAAACUAUGAAAGGGUAGCAAUGCUGACAUGAUAGUACUUUUGGGAAGCAGUGGGUCUUUCCAAAAGAGAAGCAUACUCACUGAGUGAGACUAGAGCAUAUAGUUUCUAGUACCUUCUAUUUGGAAAUCUGUAAACAUAGAUUAAAACCAAAAGUUUAGAAGGAAAAGGAAAAUAUUAAAAUUUAGAGAGCAAUUUAUAAAGCACAGCCUCCCAACAUCUCUUUCGGAGAAACCUUACGGGCUCUUUGCUGUUUCUUCCUGCCACAGAUUCCUUCUGAUACAGUGACUGGUUUCAUCAGUGCUUAACUGGUGAAAUUAAAGUUUUCACCGAUAUUUGCAACAAAAAUGAGAGCAGGUAUGAAAUUAACAUUGUAGGAAAGCUAGCUCAUUUAUAGAGUUUUUAAAAAUGCACCCAGUUGCUAUUAACUGUAUUUAUUUUCUUCCUAGUAGUUUAGAAUCCUACAGAGUACUAAAUGAAACUAGUAUUUUGUGUAUAAACUGGUCCCUGUUUAAAUCAACAGCAAUUUGCAGAAUUGGGAUCUUAGCUUUCUCUUUCAAAACUAUUAAAUGCAUGAUUGUGUAUACUGUCAUGCUGGAAUUGCUCUUGUGAGAGAAAUGUGUUAUUUUAUCCUUUAUUUUUAACAUGAAUAAUUUUAGCCUGCCUUUUUCCUAUGAAUGUAAUGUUUCCCAAUCAGUAAAAGGAUUUUAAUAACAUCCAAUGCUGGAAGCCUAAUAAAUCAACUGACAGCUUAAUUUAACCAUUUUCUAUAGAAUAUUGUAUUAAAAAAUCCAAAUUAAAGCUUUCCAAAAAUUUGCUGUGUUAGGCUCAGCUUCAUAACAUUGUGCCAACUAAAUUGUAUCUCAAACUUGGCCUCAAAUACGUACAACAAUGUACUAUACAUAAUCAGAUAGGAUUUUUUAAGUGAUCAGUUUCCUUUGCAGGUAGUGGCAUGCAGAAGUCAAGCAUCAAGUACAAGGUACUGAAAGUAGACGUCUUUGCUUUCACUGUAAUUUAUUGUCAUUGCUGGGUUACCAAUUUUCUUAAAAACUUGUCAGCAUUUUCUGAUGUUGAGCCACAGAAGGAAAUGAAUUAUUUCCUAGUUUUUUGUGAGCUGUUUUCUGCUCCUAGGUUCUCCUACUAAACUUCCACUCAAAUUGCCAACUGCUCUGAGACAACUAGGAGUACAAUUUUUCAAACUGUCUUUAAAGUACAGAAGUGCAGGUGUGUUAGUGUGCAUAUGUUGUCAAAGAAAUCAUAACCAUUUCUGACAGUCUCCAUUUUUUAAUGCAAGGACACAUGUACAUAUUGUAUAUAUGGUAAUGAGCUACUUAGAAGUCAGAUUCCCAUUUAUACAUGUUUACUUACAGAUCGGCUAAUCUCCAACAAGAUCUUGGCAAUGGUCCUGACCUCUCUGUUUCUUUCUUUCUUUGCUUUCUUUACUGCUGUGUAUGAUCUCCUGUAAAGCAGGUUACAGUCAUCACUAUUGUAUAUAUGUGUUUGCAUGUGUGUGCCUUGAUAAAUCUCUCUUUCGGAGUUCUGAAAUUUUCAUUUCAAGUCCAGCCGGCACAAUUGUGAACUCAUCUUUCCAGUAUGCUCCUCUGUAUCAGAUUGCCAACUUUCAGAAUGUUUGACCAAGUGUUUUGAAUAAGCCCCCUGAGGAAAGCUGUCUGUAUACUUGUGAAAGGGCAUGCUCUGUGUAGGAUGACUGUGUACAGUAUAAAUCUAUAAAACGUGGAAGUGUUUAUAAAUUUAUCUGCCAAAUAUUUAUCAUCCAUGUAACAAAUGCAAAGUUAUUUAGUGUACAUCAGAUUAAUAAAGGGGCAUUUUUUGCUCCACUAUAUUCAAAUAAAGAUUUGUUCUCUGCAAUGAAUA
Athene cunicularia (burrowing owl) is the source of this 11856-nucleotide messenger RNA. RefSeq names its product synaptic vesicle glycoprotein 2C (gene SV2C). The coding region runs from base 121 to 2307 and encodes 728 amino acids. Gene Ontology annotation, cellular component: membrane. The record is from RefSeq and is a predicted model, not a curated record. Gene Ontology annotation, molecular function: transmembrane transporter activity. The transcript is spliced from 12 exons. NCBI's taxonomy places the organism in Eukaryota, Metazoa, Chordata, Aves, Strigiformes, Strigidae. Gene Ontology annotation, biological process: transmembrane transport; chemical synaptic transmission.